Messenger RNA from Carcharodon carcharias (great white shark), 1116 nucleotides. RefSeq names its product putative C->U-editing enzyme APOBEC-4. Lineage: Eukaryota; Metazoa; Chordata; Chondrichthyes; Lamniformes; Lamnidae. The transcript has a single exon. The record is from RefSeq and is a predicted model, not a curated record. Bases 1 to 1116 code for a protein of 371 amino acids.
AUGACCACUGUUUAUGAAGAAUAUAUUGCUCCUCAGGGCACACUGGUGAAGCCUUACUACUGGCUGUAUUUCACCAAAAGCUGUCCAAAAUGUCCAUAUCACAUCAAAACUGGGGAAGAAGCACGUGUUUCCUAUAUUGAAUUUUAUGAAACCUUUGGGUUUCCCUACGCUCAACCACAGUCAGGCAGGCAUUUGGUCUUCUAUGAAUUGAAGUUAUCAUCUGGCACCUUAGUGCAGAAAGGACAAGUAACUAACUGCACUUUAUAUCACCUUCAUCCAGAAUCUAUCUUCUUUGAUGUAGAUGGAUAUCUGGAUACACUUCUGUACUCCUAUGAAAAUAUUGCUUAUAUUACUAUCUACUCCAAUUACACCCCAUGUAAUGAAAGAACCCACUACUGUAUAAACAAAAUAUAUGAUUUCUUGGUAAAUUAUCCCAGCACAAGAUUGGAUAUUUAUUUCUCUGAACUCUAUCAUACUGAUGACCACUAUUCUGAAUCUGGAUGGAAUAGAGAAGCUCUCCACAGCUUGGCUUCACUUUGGCCAAGGGUGACCCUCAAUCCCAUCAAUAGUGCGAUGUGGCUGACAAUCCUUCACAGGUUUGUGAAUGGGGUGCCUCGGACGACACUUUACAACCCAGUUCUGCCUGAAAGAGCUUUUGCAGACAUGAACAACGCCCAUCAGAUAGCUGCCAUCACUGGAGUAAACCCUUCCUACAUAGAUGUUGCACCCCAAGCAAAGCAAUAUCAAAAGCAAUAUUUUAAGCCAAAAGAUGUAGACUUGUAUCCCAUUUCACAAGCACCACCUCCAGUUAUGAAUAGAAUGACAUUAAUGGUUCCACCCCAACUAUACCAGCCCUACAUGAAUCUUCCAAACAAGCUGGCAUGGCCUUUGUAUGUGCACCCACUUCAACAACAGAACAUUCAACCGAAGAAUGUGGUGAGACAUCUGAACAUGCCCAACACAUCCAGAUGGAAACCACCAGCAACCCCAUCACUACACAACAUUGAAUUAACUGAAACAGUUGAAAUUUUAGAAGUUCCAUUGAAGAAAAGAGCAAACAACUCAAAGCAACAGAGGAAGACAGGGAAAAGUGAAAAAUCUACGAGAAGGGAUUAG